UUACUAAUUGGACAAACAACUCAAACAACAACUAACAACUGUCUGUGUAAUAAUGUCCUAACCUUACGAUGACAAAUAUAUAUAUAUACACACUUAGUUGUAUAUAUAUAAUAUCUGACAAAAAUGAAGUUAUAUAGUGUAGUUUAAUAAUAAAAUUUUGUAUGAUAAAAAAUGAGUUUAAAAUUAUAUAAAUGUCAUUCAUUAAUAAUCAAUUGUAGUGUCGUGUUUUUUUUUUUUAUAAAAACAAUAAUAAAUUAGUGAAAUAAAAAUAAGUCAUCACUAAUUACAGUAAAAUGCCAAAAAUAAAAAAAUUUGAUUCACCGGGUAGCAGCUUAUGGUGGUUACGUCAACGCGAAAUAGGAUUAAAUUCACCAGUAGGUUACGGCGAUCGUUUUUACAAAACACUGUAUUCCUCAAUUCAACCAGUUACGUCAUGGGACCAUGGAAAUAAUUUAAACAAUGCAAUACACGGUGGUGUUUUCAACCUUGAAUUUUCACCUGACGGUUCACUCCUGGUGGCAGCUUGUGAAAAGAAAAGUAUCCUGAUGUUCGACCCACUGGGCCGCCGUCUAAUAAAAGCUUUGGACAACGCUCACAACGACUGCGUGAACUGCGUUCGGUUCCUCGACCACCGAAUGUUCGCAACCUGUUCCGACGACAACUCCGUGGCUCUUUGGGACGCGCGAAACCUCAAGCACAAAAUCCGUUCCCUGGAGGGCCACACAAAAUGGGUGAAAAGCAUAGAAUACAGUCCGCAAGAUCAGCUUCUGCUUACCAGCGGUUUUGACGGUAGCAUCUACUCUUGGGAUAUAAACAGUGCCACAGAGAACAGUCUUCUAUAUACUCAAGUGUUCCAUACAAAUGGAUUGAUGCGAACCCGGUUGACACCUGACGCAAAGAAAAUUCUAGUCAGCACCACUUCAGGCUACUUAAUAAUAAUCCACAACUUACGCUUAAGCACGCUAGCCCAAGAUCUCGAUGGUUUCAAGCCAAACGUUUACCGGCUGAUGCAACUAUCUCAAACGACGUUACCGGCAGCUGCCAGUUUCACUCAUCUUUUCUCGCCAUCACGCGUCCAUAACCGCGUUGAGUUUAUAACAGAUUUUCCGCAAGGAAACGACGCUGAAUUCAUCUCAAGUCUUCAAGUUCACCCUCAAGGCUGGUGCGUGUUGUCACGAAAUGUCGGAAAUGAAGAGAAAUCCGAGUUCACUUGUGUUCAUGACAUUCAAGACUACCAAGUUGUCGCCGAUGAUGAAAAGCAGGACAAGGAAUCGUCCAGUGCUGGGUUGAGCGGUCUCUACAAUUUAAACACUAGCGGUUCCAGUGGUUCCACGGAACAAAGCUCUGAUGUUCGAGCAAACGAUGAUCAAUCAUCAAUAAGGUACUCAUUCGUGAUAGACAAUCCAAAUUCUAGGCUAUCAGAGCUGCGACCAGACAACCGGAUCCCCAGUAACUUUGAAGUUGUUGCAAUAAGAUCGAAUUUGAACAAUCUGAACGCAAACAAUGAUCCCAGAGUUCCAGGGAACUUACCGCAACCUCAACCACAAGAUCGCCGGAAUCACCAUCAUGUUUAUAAUAAUGGAAACUUCUCAGCUGCUAACAUGGAACUCCAUGUCAGUUCCACUGAUGUCUGGGAAGCACUGGUCGCAGUUCGGGAGAACAGAACAAGGCGAGAACGGGAACGGGAACAGAUCAUCAAUAAUCUUAACCAAUCUGGUAAUCCACGAGGUUUCGUGAUGAGACGCCAAAUAAGAGAUGAUCGUCCUCACACUGUUUUUAUUGUCGGUGAAAGAAGUUCUGCGAACAACUCUACGCUAUCAGGAACCCAGGCUGCGUAUGCAAUUCCUCGGAACCACAAGAUCCAUCAGAAUGUUCCUCGGCUGAUAAAUUACAUUCAAGAACCCAAUCUUGGGUUAGGAUAUAUCAAAGAGUUGUGUUUUUCAGCAGACGGACGGUUGAUUUGUUCGCCGUUUGGUUAUGGCGUUAGAUUGCUCGGGUUCUCUAAGGAAUGUCAGGAACUGUCGACCUGUGUUCCGGAACCUGAUAAACCGAGGAAAUUAUGUGAAUUAGCUACUACUCUUAGUCAUACAGACAUUGUUCUUAGUACAAAGUUCUCCCCGAAACAUUGUUUGUUAGUCUCUGGGUGUCUCAGUGGAAAGAUUGUUUGGCAUCAGCCGGUUAUUUAAGGCUAGGUUAUUAGAGUAGCCAUGGUUAAUAAAGUACUAGGCUUCUCUGUGAAAAAUUUAUGUAAAUGAUUAUACGAGUUUAGGCUUGCUUUUUGAUAUUUAAAUUUAUAGCCCUAUGUUUUAUUGGACAAUUAAUAUGUGAUAAGUCAUCUGGUGUAAUUACUUUGCUGAGAAAAACAAUUUGAAAUGACUAUUUUUUUUUUUUUUUUUUUUUUUUAGU
Cotesia glomerata is the source of this 2406-nucleotide messenger RNA. RefSeq names its product DDB1- and CUL4-associated factor 10. The record is from RefSeq and is a predicted model, not a curated record. The transcript has 2 exons. Gene Ontology annotation, cellular component: Cul4-RING E3 ubiquitin ligase complex. Gene Ontology annotation, molecular function: protein binding. Lineage: Eukaryota; Metazoa; Arthropoda; Insecta; Hymenoptera; Braconidae. The coding region runs from base 294 to 2186 and encodes 630 amino acids.